Phycomyces blakesleeanus NRRL 1555(-) is the source of this 937-nucleotide messenger RNA. RefSeq lists its product as hypothetical. The transcript is spliced from 7 exons. Gene Ontology annotation, cellular component: cytosol. Gene Ontology annotation, molecular function: S-formylglutathione hydrolase activity. The record is from RefSeq and is a predicted model, not a curated record. Lineage: Eukaryota; Fungi; Mucoromycota; Mucoromycetes; Mucorales; Phycomycetaceae. Bases 1 to 849 code for a protein of 282 amino acids. Gene Ontology annotation, biological process: formaldehyde catabolic process.
AUGUCACUCAAGGAAAUCUCGCGCAACAAGGCUUUUGGUGGACAAGUCAUCAAGUAUGAGCAUCAUUCUAAUGAACUUGAUUGCGACAUCAAGUUCAAUGUCUACCUUCCCAAAGAGGCCGAUAGUGCACCCGUCCCAGCUAUUUAUUUCCUAUCUGGUCUGACAUGCAAUGAAGACAAUUUUAUCCAAAAGAGUGGCGCAUUAGUAGAGGCAGCUAAGCAUGGCAUUGCUCUUAUUGCCCCCGAUACUUCUCCUCGUGGUGUAUCUAUCCAAGGUGAUAGUGAUUCGUGGGACUUUGGCACUGGUGCUGGGUUCUAUGUUGAUGCCACUGAGCCUUCCUGGGCAAAGCAUUAUCGAAUGUAUUCGUAUGUAGUACAUGAGCUCCCUGCUCUUAUCAAUAAGAGUCUUCCAAUUGAUGGCUCCAAAGUAUCGAUCAUGGGACAUUCAAUGGGUGGACAUGGUGCAUUGACUAUCUUCUUGAAGAACUCUGCUAACUACCAGUCUGUCUCGGCAUUUUCCCCAAUUGCAAACCCCAUAAACUGUCAGUGGGGUCAAAAGGCAUUCACUGGUUACCUAGGAAAAAACCAGGAAACCUGGAAGGAGUAUGACACCGUUGAAUUAUUAAAGAAGUUUAACGGAAAGGUGAACGCAUUAGUAGAUGUGGGAACGAGUGAUAACUUCCUGGAGAAUCAGCUUAAUAUCGAUACUUUGAAGGAUACUGUUGGAUCCCUUGGAAAGAGUAGUGAAUGGACUAUCAGAUAUCAGCCAGGUUAUGACCACAGCUACUUCUUCAUCUCAACCUUUAUUGCAGAUCAUAUUAUUCAUCAUGCAAAAGCGCUCAAGCAAUAGAUCUCCCUUCCCUCUUUUUUUUAUAAAGAAAAAACUUUAUUUGAGAUAUAUAAUCAUAUUGCUUAAUAAAUGUGUUGUUUUAUGACUG